Crotalus tigris (Tiger rattlesnake) is the source of this 1053-nucleotide messenger RNA. RefSeq names its product histidine triad nucleotide binding protein 1 (gene HINT1). Gene Ontology annotation, biological process: purine ribonucleotide catabolic process. The record is from RefSeq and is a predicted model, not a curated record. The transcript has 3 exons. Gene Ontology annotation, molecular function: hydrolase activity. Gene Ontology annotation, cellular component: nucleus; cytoplasm. Bases 63 to 443 code for a protein of 126 amino acids. Lineage: Eukaryota; Metazoa; Chordata; Lepidosauria; Squamata; Viperidae.
GGUUGGGCCGGGUAUAGAAGGCCCGACGGAGAGGGUGCCGGGCGCCGGGCGUUUCUGCAGAGAUGGCAGAUGAGGUUUGCAGGGCUCAGGCGGCUCAGCCGGGCGGGGACACCAUAUUCGGAAAAAUCAUCCGUAAAGAGAUCCCCGCCAAGAUCAUUUUCGAGGACGAGAAGUGCCUUGCGUUCCAUGACAUUUCUCCACAAGCUCCAACUCAUUUCCUAGUGAUCCCUAAGAAACAUAUUGCUCAGAUAUCUCAGGCAGAAGAUACCGAUGCAGCUCUUCUUGGCCAUUUAAUCAUUGUGGGCAAGAAAUGUGCAGCUGAAUUAGGCCUGAGCAGAGGAUACCGAAUGGUUGUGAAUGAAGGUCCAGAUGGUGCUCAGUCAGUCUAUCAUGUGCAUCUCCAUGUACUUGGGGGACGCCAGAUGGGCUGGCCUCCAGGCUAAGAAUGGGAAGAAAAAUGUUGUCCUCAAGUCUGUUGAAUAAGUCCACACUUGUCCUGUCAAUAAUACCAAAACAUUAAUCUUUCUUGUGGAACACAGUUAUAAAUUUUGGGCAUAAAUCAAUAAAGGUUAAGCUUAAUGGUUCUUUUUUUCCCCCACUUUCAUAUUAUCUAACAUAAAUUUGUACAGUCUGAGACUGCUGUAUUCGGCUGUUAAAAGCUGUGUAUGCAGCCACUAGAAACUUUCCAAAAGCUGUUUCUAAGUUGUAAUGUUACUACUGGUAUGUUAGAAAAGAAAGUGUGAGUUGUACUGGGAGUAAUCACAUGUGUUUAAAUUUUAAUCUUUUUUCAUGGUAUUUGUUAAAGCAGAAAUGUACAGGAGUUACUUUGAAAUAGCAUUUUAUAUGCCUGGAUGUUUUCCUUUUGCUUCUCAAAAUACUGUUUUGUUUGCUGAGACUAAUGUAAUACCCCCCCCCCACACACACACAGUGAAGAAAAACAGAAUAUAUUCUAAAAAAGUGUAACCAAAUAAUUUUUACAUAUUGACUUAACAGUGCAAGGGGGUGUUACUAGGACAAAAGGAAGCAGCCUUUUUUUUUUUAACUCAACCUCUG